This is a messenger RNA of Solanum pennellii, 1426 nucleotides long. RefSeq names its product rhodanese-like/PpiC domain-containing protein 12, chloroplastic. Lineage: Eukaryota; Viridiplantae; Streptophyta; Magnoliopsida; Solanales; Solanaceae. The record is from RefSeq and is a predicted model, not a curated record. Bases 138 to 1049 code for a protein of 303 amino acids. Gene Ontology annotation, molecular function: peptidyl-prolyl cis-trans isomerase activity. The transcript is spliced from 9 exons.
AUCUAAAAAAAUAGAUUUCCAAAAUCUAAGAAGUACCAAAGUCAAUGAAAUGGAGAGAGUAUUAGAUAUAGUUUUCUAAUCUUUUAAGAAAAAUUGCAUAAAAUUGAUUUCAAUUUGCAUUCCAAAUUUCUCAAAAAAUGUUGAGAAUUUCUUCUUCUUCUUCUUCUUUGCAUGUUCCCUCAAUUUGUGGAGCACCAGUUAAUUUCAUUCUCUCUUUCUUGAAUCCAUCUUCUCGUAAAGUAUCAAACUUUACUCGCUUAGCUUUACUUCACUCGACAACCCUUUUCCCCAAUUCACGUAAUUUCCAGUUUCCCACCUUCAGAAGGGUGUCAACAAUGAUGGGUCGUACUCAUUCUUGUUCGAGAGUGGUUACAGCUUCAUAUAGUGCUGCGAGUGGUCCUGGAGGCAGUUCUGGAGGCGAUCGGGAGAUAUUGGUGCAGCAUUUACUUGUCAAAGAAGACGAUCAGAAACUUCUACUGGACCUUCAGAAAAGAACUGCUGAAGGAGAGGAUCUAAGUGAUCUGGCCGUUGAGUAUUCUAUGUGUCCAUCAAAAGAAGAUGGGGGAAUGCUGGGCUGGGUGAGAAAAGGGCAAAUGGUGCCAGAAUUUGAAGAAGCUGCAUUUGGUGCACCUCUGAAUAAGGUUGUAAAGUGCAAAACUAAGUUUGGGUGGCAUUUGUUGCAAGUUCUAUCUGAGAGGGAGGAAUCUGUACUUGAACACAUCCAGCCAAACGAGUUUCAUGUGAGGUUGCAAGAUCCGUCUUUCCUGGAAGAGGCUCAAUUGAUUGAUGUUCGAGAACCAGAGGAAGUGGCCCAGGCUUCUGUACCAGGAUUUCAGGUUCUUCCUCUUCGCCAAUUUGGAGUCUGGGGACCAGAAAUAACUACUAAGUUUGAUCCUCAGAAGGACACUUAUGUAUUGUGUCAUCAUGGCGUGAGGUCACUACAAGUCGCCAAGUGGUUGCAGACACAGGGAUUCAGGAAGGUAUUUAACGUGGCCGGAGGAAUCCAUGAAUAUGCUGUCAAAGUUGAUCCAUCGAUCCCAACUUAUUGAAGCGGCACAGGGAGGAAAUGGGAACAUUCAGGUGACAGAUUUAUUGUGAAGUAGUAAUUACUUCUUCAUCUUUAAUUAAACGUCUCAGGUUCGAGUCUCCUUGGUACGGAGUCACGUUUGUUAGAAAGUAUCAGAAUGUGAAAAUUUGUUUUGCGUGGAUUUAGUCGGACGUGGAUACCGAAUUUAUAUAGGUAUAUAUAGAGUAACAGUUAGGGUGUAAAAGUUGUAAAAAAAAAGUGAUAAUUUAGAUGUAUUUUGAUCAUACUACUUAGGUUUUGAGGGUGUCCAUGAUCUAUGUACACCUUAUGUUAUAAAAAAAAAUAUGUUCAUAUUAAAUCCUAUAAGAAAUAGUCCCAUUAAUAAAACUACGUGUGGUC